CAAGGAAAAGACAUAGUAUGCAAGCAAAAACAAGCCGUUGCACUAAACCCAUUAUCUUCUGAAAAACUAAUAGAAACUGAUAGAAACAAUUCAUAACCAUUUCGAUUCUUCUCUGAAAUUUUGCAGAGAAAGAAAGCCAAAACCAUAGUAGAAAAUCUUACCAAACAAAUCUAAAAUACAUAUAAACCUGCAAAAUCGUUCAAUCAUAUAAACCUAACCAAAAUCAAAAAACCUAAAAAAUCAAAUAUGAGUUCAAUCAACUCAAAAUUGUUCCAGUAAAACCAAAAAACAACUUCAAUAACAGUAUAUUUUGCCUAUGUUGAACCAAAAAUCAGUUUCAAUUGAAGAACAAUGGUUGAAACAAGAAGACAAAGUUUAAGAAAGUCGAAAAACCAAACAGUAGAAUCAACAUCUAAUAUCUCGCAAAAAUCUGUAGCAGAAAUUCAGAAAUCUCCAAAAGCAGUUGCAGUUAAACACAUGGAUUGGAUUCAAAUUCUUAAUCAGUCUUGUUCGUGUUUCAACCAUGGUAUGCUGAGCAUACUCAUUGUAUUAAACCAUUGACGUUACCCGGAGCAACCUACUGAGAGUAGCCAGGUGGAACAUCAAAGAAAUCGCAAUGGAGGUUACAAAAGAUAUGCAGAUGGUUGAGUACCCGCUCUCGCCGAGUAUUCUUGAUAAGAUUACUGAAAUAGAGUAGAAAGCUUUAAAUGAAAUUGCGGAGAGGUUGCAACGCCAGCGAGAGGAAGUAAGAGUCCCAGAAGUAGAAGAAAUGGAUGUUGAUAAAGAAAUGGAUGGUGUCGAACAAUAAGGAUUCAAAGAUGUGCCACGACCAAGAGAAUUGGAUGGUUAUGAAGAAGAAUUAUAUGAUGACUUGAGGUUAACCAUAUAUUUUAACUGGAUGGCAAUGCAGAGCAUAAAGGAAAAAGGUGAUUCCGUAGAUCCAAGGAUGGAGAAUUUGAUGAAUGAAAUAUAUUAUAAAGCAUACCCAGAAAGGAAGCCUUGCGUUAACACAAAAACAUCUUCAGGGGAUGACUCUGACUCUGCAGCUGGAUCUGGCUCCGACUCUGACUCUGAUGAAGGAAAACAACAUUCAGACAAAGAAUCUGAUGAAGAACGGACAAUGAGUGCUACUCUGGGUACUGAGUCAACCGAAGUUCCAAGUGCAAGUACCCCGAAAGACCAACAUACAACUUAUGGAGAAGAAGAAGAAGAAAAAAAAGUUGCGCCAUCCAAUGAUGAACAAGGGACAUGGAGCGGAAGUAUGAAAGAGGCUGCUACUCUGGGCACUGACUCAAUCGAAGUUCCAAGUGCAACUACUCCAAUAGACAAAGAUACAACUCCGGACUGUGAAGAAAAAUAUGCGCCAUCAAAUUAUGUUAUUGAGCCUUCGCAAUACAAAAUGUGGGCUUUAGGUGACUUGAACAAAAAGGUGGAUGAGCUGCAAGUUGAGAAGUGCUUACAAAAUCCAACACCACCUGAGCUGAAAGCAAUCCAACAAGAAGCAGCUAAAGCAGUGAUGGGUGAAAUAAAUGGCGCAAUCAAUAAUCUCCAAGAGAACCAGAAGGUGAUGCCAAGAAUGCAGUUUGUUUUUUUGGUUUGUGAGGUGCUGAAGGUGUUUCAAGAUUAUGAUGAAGAUGUUGUUGAUCUGAAUGCAGAUGUUGAGCUACCAUCUGAAGAUAUACUAUAUGAAAUACAUGUUCAAGAAUAUUCAAGUGGUAGUUUGGAGAGCCUCACUCAGUUGUCUUCGACGCAAAUUGUGGAGAAGUGCUUUGCAAACGAUUUGCUACCUCUACCAGAACCAGUGAUUGAAAAGGAACCCCAAAUAGUGAAACAACAAAUGGUAGAAAAUUGUAAAGAAGAAAAAGCAACGUUGGGUCUUGCAUGUGCUAGGAUUGAAAAGACUAUACACGAAGAAAAAGGAGGAGGUUCAAAGCCUACGCCACAUAGUGAUUUUUUUGACGUGUCGUCAUUCACACUGUUGACACCAGAAGAAACUGCAAAUGAGGCUUCGAUGAAGAUAAAAUUGUCUCUCAAAAAAACUGAAGUUAAGAAACCGGAAGCCGAACCUAAGCGACCGGUGAUUUUUCCGCCAUUCUCUGAUAUAAAGAGGAAGAUGAAGAGAAAAGCAGACAAACCAGCUCUCCAAGAUUUUGUUCCCCCCAGAACAUGAGUCUGCUAUGCAGAUGGAUGAUAGGGAGUUAGACGAGAGGCGGGCGUUGCAUGCUGAGACCGCAACAAAGGUCUUUGCACGAAAUGCUAAGGAGGCAGAGAUGAAUCGAAAAAUGAGUCGUCAUUUAGAAGGUCCUCCAAUAAACACUGGCACAGAAGUAAUGAAGUCAAAUGUUGAAACUAAGACAUUGUCUCAAACAGAGGAUGAAGUUCCACUAGCUAUCAGAAAAAAGGCACUUCUCAGUGUUCUCACAACAAGGGACGAUACCAAAGUGGUCUCAAAUGUGGUUAAUGAUGUAAUUAAUCGGAAAGAUAGACAAGCGAAGCCUAUUGGACACAUGUUUGACAUUGGAAGUAAGUUUUCUGGUAAAGCUCUUAAGAAGACAAAACCAAGAGUCGAAUCAAAAAAGCAAAUACAUGUGAAAGCAAGUGGCAAAUCGUCUAAAAAGGAAAAGCCAAAAGAUAAAGAGAUACCAGACCAAGUUAUCAUGCCGAAUAAAAGGAAAGGAAAACAAAUUGUAACUGAAAAUCAGCCUCCGAAAAAGAAACAAACAACGACAAAGAGAUUGUAAAGAGAAGGAUAGUAAUAAGUUGAAAGAUCUUCACGAGUCCCCGUUUUUCCAUAAGAUGAGUGAAUAUCAACUAAGGGUGCUCUCUCCAUACUUCGAACAUGCGUCAAAUGUAUAAGCCUCAAAUUGAAAAACAAAAUAACAUAAUUUUUUAGAGAGUA
Molecule: messenger RNA, 2899 nt
Organism: Papaver somniferum (opium poppy)
Lineage: Eukaryota; Viridiplantae; Streptophyta; Magnoliopsida; Ranunculales; Papaveraceae
Exons: 8
Coding region: 899-2170 (423 amino acids)
Source: RefSeq, a predicted model, not a curated record